AUGCGUCCUUCUACUUUCGUUGCCGGCCUUGCUGCCGCUGCUGCUCCUGCCAUGGCCCAGAACAUGUCCAUCUGUGACAAGUACACCACUGCUCUGCUCAAGGAGAACACUGGCGCCAACCAAUUGACCCUCUUGACCCUCCUCGUCAAUACUGUUGUCAUUGGUAACUACACCCAGCCCAACAUGAACGCCGUCCCCGGUAUCCUUGCCAAGGGUGACUACAUGGGCACCGAGGUCAACCUCCUCCCCUACUUCAACGGUGGUCUUGCCUCGUCCAACCGUGGUGGUAGCUCUGGUGUCUCCAUCAACUUCCUCGACGAUGGCGGUGCCGUUCCUCUCAUGAUGAACAAGCCCGCCAACAGCACUUCCUCCAACCAGUACAAGCUCAUGACCCACUUGUACCAGUACUUCGGUGCUCUCCUUGGCUGCUCUGCCACUGGCUUCCCCAGCUACGCUGGCUUCGGCUCCCAGGCCGCUGUCCACAGAUUCAUGGACCUCUCUGCUGCAGAGGUCGGCUACUUCAUUGAGCAAGUUGCCCUCGCCGCCUCCUCGUUCGGCGUCAGCCAAGACGACAUUGCUACUGUCGGCAAGGCCCUUAACACCAUCUUCAACGUCCGCUGCGCUCCCCCCACUACUGUCAUCCCUGCCCAGGGUGCUCAGCUCCAGAGCAUCUGCCAGGACGAGACCUGCCCUCUCGCCCCUGAGCCUACCUGCGCCGCCUACCCUCCCACCAUGAAGCCUGCCAUGAGCAACUCCACCAUGGCCGGCUCUGGCUCCAUGUCCAACGGCACCAUGGCCUCUGGCUCCAUGUCCGGCUCCAUGAGCGCCACCGCUUCCCACCCUGCUUCGUACACUGGUGCUGCCGCCAAGGUCGGUGCCGGUGCUGCCGGUGUUUUGGCCNUCGCCGCCCUCGCUCUGUAA
Messenger RNA from Aureobasidium musti, 921 nucleotides. Lineage: Eukaryota; Fungi; Ascomycota; Dothideomycetes; Dothideales; Saccotheciaceae. The record is from the annotation of a GenBank genome assembly.